Molecule: messenger RNA, 1824 nt
Organism: Sordaria macrospora k-hell
Lineage: Eukaryota; Fungi; Ascomycota; Sordariomycetes; Sordariales; Sordariaceae
Biological process (GO): resolution of meiotic recombination intermediates; replication fork processing
Cellular component (GO): FANCM-MHF complex
Molecular function (GO): protein heterodimerization activity; chromatin binding
Source: RefSeq, a predicted model, not a curated record
AUGGCCGACCCAAACAACCCACCAAGCCGAACACCCCUAAAAUCCUCCUCCCAAAUCCCCGUCCGAACCACACCCGGCGUCCCAACUCUUCCCCGACCAGCUUACACACCCGGCCCCGGCGGCGCUGCCCGAGCAUACACCCCCGGCGCCCGCACCCCUCGCGGCCUUUUGAUUUCGAACACCCCUUCCAACGCCAACGCCCACGCCAACCUAACCCCUCACGUCCGCGCCGCCUACCGCGCCAUUGACUCCCGCCGUGCCGCCAUCCUCACACCUCACCACGCGCGCCGACGUUCCUUGCGCGAAGCGCGCGAAACUCCCCGCAAUUUCUUGUUACAGCUGGGAAAAGUGCUAGCGCCCAAGAGCGAGAGGAUACCUAGUAGUAGUUCUUCGCCUGGGUCGGCGCUUUCUGGUGGUUCUAGAAAUAACAAUGGACAGGGCACAGAAGAGGGGGAUACAUCAGAGGAAUUAACCUUCGACAUAUCCACGCGCAGUCGGUACGGAGAUGAUGACGACGACGAGGAACUGCCUAAGAGGCCUCGACUGAGCCUUGGGUUAGGGGCUCCAGAAGAAGACUGGGAAGAUGACGACGAUGCAGACCUGCCGCAACCACAUCGAAGUGCCGGACUCGAAGAUCUGACGGAGAAUUUCACGGUGCAGAGUAUUGAGCUACCGCGCCGAGUGGAUCCGGAAAGGGAUGGACAUGGUAGUAGGAUGAGGGAUUCGAUGGGAAGGUUGAGUGAUUUCCCACAGUUACAACAACAAAGCGACGGGAUUGAUUCCGGCUUUUUCCCACCGACUGCCGGAGCGUUCGACGACGACGACGACGACGAGUUCGGAAACGCCGAGGAUAGAAUUCCCGAUGAGUUCAGCAGGUUGGACUCGGACGACCCGACCAGAAGACGCGAAACGAUUGGUCAUCUUGAAGGUGGCGGCGGCAUGGGCAUGGGCUUACUAGGGAGGGAUAGUGAUUUCCAUAUUGAGGUGCCGGUGGGCAUGGACGAGAGCACGACGACGACGUUCAUGAUUGCUUCUCCCACGAGGCAGUUUGAGGUUGAGCAGGGUCAAGCUGCCGAACCGGUGGCGAGGGGCGGUCAGGGAGGAGGUUUUGCCGAGUUGAUGGAUCGGAGGAGCGACAGUUACGAUGACGACGAUGGAAACGACAUUGGACCGACAACAUUUGACGAUUAUGAGAAUAAUGACGAUGGUAUGGACCUAGACAACAACCAAGACGACCAGGACCAGGCAGCAGGCUCAGACGAAGAGAUGACGAGGUUAUCGGGUUACACACCAACAACUGCGAUGAGGGUAUCAUUAUCAGCAGCGGCAGCAAGGGAGAGACUAGGACGCUUCUUUCGGGAAGAAGGUGGUGAAGGACGAGGAGGCUUCUCCAAGAUCAAAGCCACCAAGAAGAUCUCCAAACACGGCAUCGAAUACACAUCACUGCCCCCAGCCAUGGUCAAGCGGUUGGCGCAAACCUUCGCCAAGACGAGCGGCGCAAAGGGCAACAUCUCACCGGAAGCGCUCAAGGCCAUCAUGCAGGCUUCGGACUGGUUCUUUGAGCAGUUGGGAGACGACUUGUCGGCGUACGCGAAGCAUGCGCAUCGCAAGACUAUCGAUAUGAGUGAUAUACUCACUUUGAUGAAGAGACAACGUCAAACCAACGCCCAGACCACACCGUUCGCUUUGGCGCAACGAUACCUUCCUAGAGAGCUCCUCCAGGAAUUGAGGAUGACACCACCCGUACCGGUCAAGAAGCGCCGCAAGGCUACAGCAUCUUCUAGCCGUACCGGGGCUGGAGGCGAGGAUGAAGAAGUGACGUGA